AAGUGGAAACCCAGUGCUGUCUGCACUACUACAUACAGAUACACGAGCCAAAAGUUCUUCGAGACCCAUUUCAAAUAACAACUGCAAGUUUUGUUGAGAGUGAUUUGAUUUGUUGAUCAAAAGAGAGAAAGCUGUAUGGAAAGGCCGAGAAAAUCAAGAAGCGAAGCAAUAAAAGAAGAUUGUACCUUGUCACCCAUUUUGUACUGCUCUGAAUUGUUUCACAAACAUAGUCAAUGGCAUCACAAGUUGGUAGCCUGAUUCAUGAUAGGAAUUUGAAUGUUCACUAUAAUGCAUCUGCUGGGGGGAAGACCAAUGUCUCUAAAUCCUUAAAAAAGGGAGGGCUUGGCGGAAGGAAGCCACUAGGUGAUUUAUCAAAUUCGGUGAAGCCUACUCCCAAUCAAUCCUUAAAGAAGCCUAAUUCCAACUCUUUUAUUGAGAAAGACAUCAGUGCCUCUAAAAUUACAUUUGAUGGAAGCAAAAAGAAGAGUUCUAAAGCUUCUGAGAAACCACAGACCAGCACCAGGAAAGCACUUUCUGACAUUUCGAAUUCGGGGAAGCCCCAUCUGCGUGAGUCCUCCAAUCUGAAUGCGAAACUGAGUGUGCUGGAGGAGGAACAUUUCAGUGCUUUGGCAGAGGAAGAUUUUCUACACAACCAUCAAGAAUGCCCCAAAGCACGGACAAAAGCUAUGGACAUAGAUGAGUUGCUGAUAACAGUUGGACUACAUAAUGGUUUUUCUAAGCAGUCAGUGUCCCCAUGGGUGGCAUCUUCAGCAUUGGAUGAUUUUAAGUUUCAGCCUGCAAGUCCUCUAAGGUGGUUAGAAUUGGAAGAGCUUGGAGAACAUGGACUAGGAGGUGCUCAAUCACCUCAGAAAAGUGAGCAUUUCAGUGAUCUUGGUUCUCCAAAAUCACCAAAUCGCUGUAUGCAGUGGGAUGAAAAAGUCAACUUUAUGUUGAUAAAGACACCAUAAUUGCCAAAGCAUUGACUUUCCUAGUGCAUAGAAUAUGUCAGCAAUUAUGUUCGUUUAACUUUUGUGGUAGAAUUAGGGUUUGAACUUGUCUUGUAAGGCAAAUAUUAUGCAGCUACAAUAUGCUUGUAGUCGAGCAAGUUCUCCGAUAGUUAAGAACUGAAGUUUCUCUUGUGAUGACAAUUAUUUGCUUGUAACUUCGUAGCAAUAUAUGAGAAGGUGCUUACUAA
Pistacia vera is the source of this 1195-nucleotide messenger RNA. RefSeq lists its product as uncharacterized. The record is from RefSeq and is a predicted model, not a curated record. The transcript has 5 exons. The coding region runs from base 234 to 968 and encodes 244 amino acids. Gene Ontology annotation, biological process: regulation of mitotic cell cycle. Lineage: Eukaryota; Viridiplantae; Streptophyta; Magnoliopsida; Sapindales; Anacardiaceae.